AUGGCCUCUACAAUGAUGGCGACGAUGUGCAUCGCUAUCCUGGCUCUACUGUGGAAACCUUUGCGAGGGCUCUAUCGUACUUUCCUAUCCCCUCUCUUGUCACCUCUUCGAGCUGUUCCUGGUCCUCCCCCGCAGAACUGGUUGUACGGCACAGUCAAGCUGUCGCGUAAACUGGGUCAGUCCGCUGCGCGAGCCCAGUGGGUGCAAGAAUAUGGGCCUGUUCUCGCAGAUUGGUCAUUCUUUGGGAGACAGCGACUGAUUCUUGCGGACAAUCGCAGCAUAGGGCAUGUACUCACCAACUCGGUGGACUACCAUAAGCCACAGUUGGGCAGAUUCUUUAUCAGUCAGAUCUUCGGUGAAGGUCUCCUAUCCGUUGAAGGGCACGAGCAUAAGCGCCAGCGUCGAGUUCUGAACCCUGCAUUCGGACCCGCUCACAUUCGCGAGCUUCUGCCCAUCUUCUUCGAAAAAUCGUUUCAGCUUCGCGAUACCUGGAAAGGGAAGAUUGCCGAGAGUGGUUCGGCUCGCAUCCUCGUCGACGUAUUGGGAAAUCUUCAGUUGACUACGCUUGAUAUCAUUGGCUCGGCUGGCUUCGGGCUCUCCUUUGACGCCCUGCAGACCGACGAAGAGACGAAGGAGUUGACCGAUGCUCUUCGUACGCUGACCAGCAGCGACGCGCCAGGUGUUAUGGCGGUUCUACAAGCCAUAGUUCCACCUCUCCGACACAUCGUAAGUCUCCUCGUAUCGAUUGGCGUGCAAUUGUACUCAUGGUUGACUACGGCCCACCCCGUGGACGCGACGCAUCGCGAGGGCUCGAGCGGUGUUGAACCGCAUCGGAGGCGAGAUGACGUGCAAGGCAAGGAUAUCUUGAGUGUACUGGUGCGCGCAAACCUGGCUACCGAUCUCUCCGAGAAUGAACGAUUGUCGGACGAUGCUAUUCUCGCCCAAAUCCCGACGUUUCUCCUUGCGGGCCACGAGACGACUAGCUCCGCAGUCGCUUGGGGGCUACAUUCACUUUCUAACGACCAGACGAUACAGGAUAAGCUCCGCACGGAGCUUCGCGAUUGUAUUCAAGCGCACGGGCCCACGCCAUCUUCAGAAGUACUCAACUCUCUGCCUUACCUGGAGAGGUUUGUGCGCGAAGUCAUGCGUUUGCAUAGCCCUGUUACAUCUGCUUCACGAGUUGCUACGAAGGACGACGUCAUCCCUACCGCCGACGAUUGGGUCGACAUUCAUGGAGUCAAACGUUCAGGUGUCCCGGUCGUUGAGGGCGAUACUGUCCUGCUACCGAUAGAAAUCAUCAAUCACUCGGUCGCCAUCUGGGGACCCGAUGCCAUGGACUUCCGGCCCGAGCGCUGGGAGAAUCCCCCAAAGGCCGCAUCUGCCAUACCGGGGGUAUGGGGGAACAGCUUGUCCUUCCUCGGAGGUCCUCAUGCUUGCAUAGGGUUUAGAUUCUCUCUCCUAGAAAUGAAGGCGCUCUUCUUCACCCUGGUCUCGACUCUCCGGUUCCAGAACGCUGUCGCUCCUGAGAAGGUUUAUCGGAGCCUUCUCAUCGUCGCUAGACCGGCUAUUAAGGGUGAAGAGGACAAGGGAGCACGUCUGCCGGUGUUUGUUUCUCUCGUAGAUGAGGAGGUCGAGUGA
Messenger RNA from Peniophora sp. CBMAI 1063, 1638 nucleotides. NCBI's taxonomy places the organism in Eukaryota, Fungi, Basidiomycota, Agaricomycetes, Russulales, Peniophoraceae. The record is from the annotation of a GenBank genome assembly.